This is a messenger RNA of Sordaria macrospora k-hell, 1341 nucleotides long. RefSeq lists its product as uncharacterized. Lineage: Eukaryota; Fungi; Ascomycota; Sordariomycetes; Sordariales; Sordariaceae. The record is from RefSeq and is a predicted model, not a curated record. Gene Ontology annotation, molecular function: amidinotransferase activity. Gene Ontology annotation, cellular component: mitochondrion.
AUGAUCCUCAAAGAGGCCACACCGUCCUGCAACACGCCCCUUCAGGCGUCCACCACGUCCCCAGAGGACAAACCCACCACCACCGCCACCACCACCACCUUGAACAAAAUCCCAACAAUCUCCGCCUCAAACGAAUGGUCCCCCCUCCACGCCCUCCUAAUCGGCCGCGCCUCUCACUCACUCUUCCCCUCCGAACCCGCACACAUGAUGCGCGCAACCAUGUCCCCUGCUUACCUCUCCGAAUUCCGUCCCUACCACACCUUCCCAGCCUCCAUCAUCGCCAAAGCCGACGCCGAACUGGACAAUUUCGCCCAAGUAAUGACGGAAAGGUUUGGCAUCAAGGUGUACAGACCGAGACUGGUAAAUUGGGACCAGGCAAAUGGAGGGAGGGGAGGAUAUACGGGUGCAAUGCCAAGGGAUGGACUGAUGGUUGUGGGGAGGAUGGUGGUGGAGGCGUGUUUUGCUUGGGGGUGUAGGAGAGGAGAGGUGGAAAGUGCUUGGGGUGGGUUUUUGGAGGAUUUGAUAAAUGAGGAGGAGGAGGAGGGGAUUAUGGAAGGGGAUGGAAAAGAAGAGGGGUUACGAAUCUGUAGAGCCCCCAGGAUUAUAGGACACGAUACCAUUUACGACGGCCUUCUGGAUCAUGGCGCCACCUCUACCUCUACCACCACCCCCAUCCCCAGCCCCCAACCCCAAAAAUGGGCAAUAACCAACACCCGCCCCGCCUUCGACUGCGCAGACUUCCUCCGUUUCGGCCACACACUAAUCGGGCAACUCUCCAACGUGACCAACCAAAAGGGCGUCGACUACUUGCGCGCAGUAUUACCCUCUCCAUACACAGUCGAACUGCUAAACACCACAGAUGACCACGCGAUGCACAUAGACGCUACCAUCCUGCCUUUACGUCAGGGAUUACUGGUUUAUUGUCCUUUGAGAGUCACGGAGGAGGAACUAAGACGGCACGAGGUUUUUAGGGGGUGGGAGUUGAGGGCUUUGCCUUGGAAUCCUGAGGUCGAAGAUGAAGAGGAUCCCGAGGAGGAAGGUGAAGAAAAGGAGGAAGGGGAGGAUGAAGAGGAGGGGGAGGAGGAUGAAGACGAAGACAAAGAGGAGGAGGAGGAGGAGGAUGAUGACCCGCCAAUGUACAUGUGUUCCAAAUGGCUGGUUCUCAAUGCGCUGAGUAUUGAUGAGAAGACGAUUGUGGUUGAGGCAAAACAGAAAAGGUUUGCGAAGUGGUUGGAGAGCGAGUUUGGGAUGGAAGUGGUUAGGUUGCCGUUUAGACAUGUGAAUAGCUUGGGGGGAUCGUUUCAUUGUGCUACUGUUGAUUUGGUUAGGGGUGAGUUUUGA